CAGUGAGAAGCUGCUGUCUAAAGCAGGCUUAUGUUCCACAAUCUGCCAGGUUUAGAAGCUGACAGCAUUAACUGGAUCAUGUCCUGCUAUUUUUGGAAUAUGUCUCCAAAAUUAAGUUACCUACGGUGGAGAAGCAGUCAUCUGAAUGAGUGAGAGAACAGACUCUUUUAUCAACAUAAUACAUGCCAGUGCUUUUUGCUUGAUCUGAACCACCAUGCCGUUGAAAUGGAAACUCUGUAAUAGCCCCAUUGAAAGAAGAUUCAUGGUUUCUGUUCUUAAGGCUUCUAGGGCAGCGACCGUCUCUCCAACGUACAUCUCCCUGGUAGAAGAGGGCACUUUUCCGCUGAAAGUGCCUUUGUCCUCUGGCAGGAUGGAAGAUUCAAAAAACUGCCAGUCUUCAGUUUCUCUUGGGGCUCCUCAAACGUUCAAUAGUGAGUCUCACAGCUCGGCUGUGCUGCAGGGAUUUAACAACCUGAGGAAUGAAGGUUUACUUUGCGAUGUCACUUUGGUGCCAGGAGACAGCGAUGAAAAGUUUCCUGUGCACAGAGCUAUGAUGGCAUCAGCAAGUGACUAUUUUAAGGCUAUGUUCACGGGUGGCAUGAAGGAACAGGAGCUGAAUUCUAUCAAGCUGCAUGGAAUAAGCAAGAUAGGACUGAAAAAUAUUGUAGAAUUCAUCUACACAUCAAAGUUGGCGCUCAAUGUGGACAAUCUCCAGGACAUACUAGAAGCAGCAAGCUUCCUCCAGAUAUUGCCUAUCCUUGAGUUUUGUAAGGAGCUUCUAAUUUCUCAGGUCUCGGUUGAAAACUGUGUAGAAUUUGGACGUAUUGCCAACACAUUCCACUUGACCAAAUUGCAUAACUUUAUCAAAGACUUUAUUGUAAAGAACUUCUCAACAGUGCUAAGCAAUGGGGAGUUUCUGAAGCUUUCCCUUGACCAGCUUCUCUCUGUGCUCAGUAGUGACAGCCUAAAAUGCUGCACUGAACUACAGCUGUUUAAGGCCACCUGUCAGUGGCUGAAUCAUGAGGAAUGCCGAAUGCAGUUUGCUGCAAAACUGAUGAAGAACAUUCGCUUCCCGCUGAUGACACCACAGGAGCUCCUCGAACACGUGCAGAAUGUGGAGUUCAUGCGAAAUGAUACUAGCUGUGUUAACCUCCUACUAGAAGCUAGCAACUACCAGAUGUUGCCACACAUGCAACCAAUCAUGCAGUCGGAAAGGACGAGGAUCCGUUCCAACUCAACCCACCUGGUAACACUGGGUGGCGUGCUCCGUCAACAACUCCUAGUGAGCAAAGAGCUGCGCUUGUUUGAUGAGAGUGCGCAGAAAUGGAGGCCCUUGGCUGCGAUGGAUGUACCGCGUUACCAGCAUGGCGUAGCUGUGAUUGGAAACUUCCUCUUUGUCGUCGGUGGGCAGAGCAACUACGACACAAAAGGAAAAACUGCUGUUGAUUCGACGUACAGAUAUGACCCCCGUUACAACAACUGGAAACAGAUGGGUUCACUAAAUGAAAAGAGAACCUUCUUCCAUUUAAGUGCCCUUAAAGGAAAUCUGUAUGCAGUGGGUGGCCGGAAUGCAGCUGGAGAAUUAGCAACAGUGGAACGCUACAAUACAGCAAUGAAUGAAUGGUCUUUCGUCACUAAACUGGCUGAACCUCAUUACGGACAUGCGGGGACUGUUCACGGGGGAUACAUGUACAUAUCAGGUGGGAUUACCCAUGAUACUUUUCAGAAAGAGCUACUGUGCUAUAAUCCAGAAACUAACACCUGGUCCCGGAAGAGAGACAUGUCCACUGUGCGUGGGCUACACUGUAUGUGUUCCAUUGAAGAUCGCCUUUACGUCAUUGGAGGGAACCAUUUUCGCGGUUCAAGUGACUAUGAUGAUGUACUGUGUUGUGAGUACUAUUGCCCCAUUAGCGAUCAGUGGACUGAGAUUGCUCCAAUGCUACGCGGACAGAGUGACGUGGGUGUAGCAGUUUUCAACAGGAACAUAUACGUUAUUGGAGGCUACUCAUGGAACAAUCGUUGUAUGGUAGAAAUUGUCCAGAAGUAUGAUCCAGAAAAAAAUGAGUGGCAGAAAGUUUUUGACGUACCCGAAUCACUCGGUGGCAUACGGGCUUGCACCCUGACAGUUCACGUGCCAGAGGAUGAAAUAGAAUCAUCAUCCCAAGACUCUCCAUUUUUGGGAAGAUGACAGCGGGGAACGGCCCCUUCCAGCCCGACGAGCUGUGCCACUCAGCAGCUCACCUACUUAACCCCAGCCUAAACACAGGACAGAUUACAAAGACCGAUUAUCCUAUGAACUGGUAAAUCUUUUGACUGCGGGAAGAAACCAGAGCACCCAGAGGAAAUCGUGGUCAUGGUGAGAAUGUACAAACUCCUUACAAGAAAUGAACUCUGAACUCUGAUGCCUCAGCUGUCAUAGUGUCGUGUAAUCACUACGUCACCAUAUUGCCAUGUCUUAUAGCAUUAAAAUUAUUAAAAUAUCUGUCCUUUACAUUCUGUAAAUGUUGUUAUUCUGUUGUAAAUGUUUAUGAAUGCACCAUCAUGGAUAACGUGUUCUCUCAAGAGGUAUUGUAGAGGGAAAAUUAACCCUGGUAGAAGCUGCUGUGCCCCAGGUGGACAAGGGGCUGAUGGAAUUCUGGCGAUGGGGUCACCGCUGAGGAACCCUAUGAACUGCCAGCAGCUAAACACUGGAGAGAAAAAAAACACUCCCUGCUAGGCUGAGCAAACUCAGAACUUUGGAUGGGGAUAAAGCAAUCUGCAGUUAGUUCUGAAUGUGCUCAGUCAUGUCUUCUUGUGUCAGAAGCAUACCUUUAAACAGAAACAGAUAGAACAAAGCAGCACUGUACACUCUGAUGCACCAUCAAUAACUCUCGGAGACGGGAGGCGAACGAUAGGCUUUUAUUAGCUGCAAGAGACCACCACACAACAUCCUGGAGACUGAGGGAGGAGCAGUACCUCCAACCGCUUUUAUACAGGGGUCAGUGGGAGGAGCCACAGGAGCAGUCAGCAGAGGGGCGUGUCCAGACAGGUAGAUGUAGUUCACCACUCUCCUAGCUGCACUGUAAGUAUUCAGCAAAACUAAGGCAUGUACCCUAGAGCUCCAGUUUUUGACGAGACGGGAGAAAACUUGCUCUGCACAAGUUGUCAUGUGAUUAGGUGUGCAACUGCUGCUGGGAAAGUGCCAGAAACACUACAGAAUUCACAAAAGUACCAAGGCCAACUUUCCUUCCGUGUGAUUUUACCUCAAAAUGAUCACCAGAGCACCUAUCAACAAGUAUCAUGUAUCAGAUGGGUGCUGUGAUCCAAUUCCUAGGCUAAAAGGUAAAGUUCAAUAUUGUUUGCCAUGGAAAGCAGGUUAAAGCUUUGUGGAAACUCAAUUGCACAAAGGUAAGAGAGCGUUAAGAGAAACAUGUCAAUAUUUGAAAGGAGCUGAAACUUCCAUUUAAAUGUGAAAUGUAAUUGCUUUAAUGGCACAUGGAUUCUCAACAUCCUUAUGAUUAAGGAAAAUGACAAAUGCAGUAAAUUAUUUGUAAAUAGGCAUGACAAUUGAAGCUGAGGCUAUAUAAGGCACUGGUGAGGCCUCACCUUGAGUAUUGUGAACAGUUUUCGGCCCCUCAUCUUAGAAAAGAUGUGCUGGCAUUGGAGAGUGUCCAGAGGAAGUUCACAAGGAUCAUUCCAGAAAUGAAAAGGUUAUCAUACAAGGAAUGUUUGAUGGCUCCGGGUUUGAACUCGCUGAAAUUCAGAGGGGAAAUCUCAUUGAAAUCUUUUGAAUGUUGAAAGGCCUAGACAGAGUAGAUGUGGAAGGGAUGUUUCCCAUGAUGGGAGAGUCUAGGACAAAAGGGCACAGCAUCAGGAUAGAGGGGUGCCCUUUCGAAACAAAGAUGCAGAGAAAUUCCUUUAGCCAAAGGGUAAUGAAUUUGUGGAAUUUGUUGCCACAUGCAGCUGUGGAGGCCAGGUCGUUGGGUGUAUUUAAGGCAGAGAUUGAUAAGUUCUUGAUUGGUCAUGGCAUCAAAGGUUACAGGGAGAAGGCCAGGAACUGGGAUUGAGGAGGACAGAGAAAAACGUAUCAGCCAUGAUUGAAUGGUGGAGCAGACUCAAUGGGCCCGAUGGCCUAAUUCUGCUCCUAUGUCUUAUGGUCCAAAUCAUUUAUUUCAUUCAUGUUACCAAUCACAUUUGUAACAUAUGCUUUAUCUAAGUUUUUAAUUAGAGCUUCAUAAAGACUCAACAUUCUCUGCACUGUCAGUAAGACCAUUCCUCCUCAACCCAUGGCACAGCUGAUCUGCUGCCGAGAUCUUUCUUCCAUUUCUUUGUAACAUCGAGACUCAUUUAUUCCAAUGCAGUCUAAGUCUUGUUAGCCUACUUUAGUAAUGCCUCAUUUUUACGGUUCUUCAAUUGCUUCCAACCUUCCUCAUCUCUAUAAUCUUAUUAAGGUAUUGGAGAUUGAGUCAGGCUGCUUAGUCCAAAUCCAAAUAAGUCUUUCCUAUAUGUGCUGAAUUUUGGUAGAGAUGGAUUUCAAAAAAAUGAUAAGGCCUCUGCCUUGAUUGGGAUCUGGUGGGACCCUCUCUUCAUAAACAAAAGCUCUUUUUGGUCCUCUGGUACAUAAGGCUACUGGCUGCUCAUCAGGCGCCAAGAGAAUGCAGGGAGCUCAGGAAGCAAUUAACAUUCAUCAAGUCUGCAGUGUCCAGACAGCUGACUGGACUCUGAUAGGUGUGGGUUGGGUCAGACAUAAAAAGAAAAUAGAGAUACUAUUGCCUUAAUGUUGUCCACAUUUAAUUUCAUUUGGUAAUUUUUUAAAAAUACUCUUGAUCACGUAUAUAUGACAACAGCGGCUAUGAUAUAUCAAUAAAAAGAAAGGCUGUUUAAUUUGUAGCUUAGUACGUGGAGUAUAAGAUAAUUACAUUUUUACGCCUGUGCAUA
Molecule: messenger RNA, 4917 nt
Organism: Hypanus sabinus (Atlantic stingray)
Lineage: Eukaryota; Metazoa; Chordata; Chondrichthyes; Myliobatiformes; Dasyatidae
Product: kelch-like protein 13
Exons: 8
Coding region: 215-2188 (657 amino acids)
Biological process (GO): protein ubiquitination; regulation of cytokinesis
Cellular component (GO): Cul3-RING ubiquitin ligase complex
Molecular function (GO): cullin family protein binding; ubiquitin-protein transferase activity
Source: RefSeq, a predicted model, not a curated record